This is a messenger RNA of Saccharomycopsis crataegensis, 4542 nucleotides long. RefSeq names its product Net1 protein. The record is from RefSeq and is a predicted model, not a curated record. Gene Ontology annotation, biological process: rDNA heterochromatin formation; negative regulation of septation initiation signaling; regulation of DNA-templated transcription. Gene Ontology annotation, cellular component: nucleolus. NCBI's taxonomy places the organism in Eukaryota, Fungi, Ascomycota, Saccharomycetes, Ascoideales, Saccharomycopsidaceae. The coding region runs from base 1 to 4542 and encodes 1513 amino acids. Gene Ontology annotation, molecular function: zinc ion binding; rDNA binding; phosphatase activator activity. The transcript has a single exon.
AUGGUCAGGCUUCAGGUGAUUGUCAUUUCCCCCACCGCCUUCAUACUGGCAUACCAGAACCCAAAUAUCACUGGGGCUACCAGCACAGUACCGGCCAACCAAUUGUUAUAUGAUGAUACCAAAGUCCGGAAGUUUCUCCACAUCACCAAGCCAAAGAAUACCCUUUCUCAAGUUUCCGAUGAAAUUGUCAACCGAUUCUUUAAAUUAUACCCCGGUGAUGAAACUUUGGAUAUCAAUCGUCUCCAGGAUGGUCAAGGUUGGGAUUUAGAUCCAGAAUACCAUGUCGAAGACGUGUAUCCUAGUGGAUCAACCGAUAAUGUGGUCAAAGUGAUAUUAAACAAUGAAUUAGAAAGUAUUGAUCCGUAUUUCGAAACAAUUUUACCUAACAGCUCCCAACUUUUAUUGAUGAAUGGAUCUAAUUCGGCCAGCGUAACUGCUGCUGCCAAUGCCACUAAUACUAGCGCCAAUGAUAGUCUUGCUAUGAUACCUUCGUUCAAACGUGCUGCAGAUGAUAACUCAUCGAUGUCAUUACCAAAGCGCAAGAGACGUAACACUUCAAUUUGGAACCGUACGGUCCAUAGUAAUAAUAAUAACUUUUCAUUCACUAAUGGUUUGUCAAUGGGAGAAAGUACCCCAAUUGGGAAGAAUUCAAGAGCACGCAGAACAACCAUUGCUGUCAAGCCUUUAGAGCCAAAACUGUCCGAACUUACUGCCACCGAGACUCCUCUAAAAUCUACUGGUGCGCGCCCUACUUUAGGAUCAAGACUUCGUGAAUCAAUAAAUGGUGAUACCUCUUUUGAUAAGUCCACUUCCGGUGAUACUUUGAACUCGCCAAAAGUAGCAGUUCCUACAGUGAAUAAGAAAUCCACUCCUAAGAAAUCCACUCCUAAGAAACCUGCUCAAAAGGAAUCUACUCCAAAACAAACUACCCUUAAUGAAAAGGAUGAGACUGUGAAAUCAUCGAAGAUAAAUGAGAAAGAUGUUAAAUCUCCAUCAAUCAAGAAAAAUGCUUUGGUAGCACCACAAGAACAGGAACUCGGUGGUUCAGGUGGCACUGAGGUGGUAUCGGGGGUAAAUAAUGAGUUCGUUAAGUUAGACACUUCGGACAGGCAGGAAAAGAAUGCCAGAAAGACUAGAGAGACUGUGCGAAACACAAAGAAAGUGGCAAAGGCUGUAGAAACUCCUCAAGAAAGGGAAAAGAAAGAAGUGAUUCCAGUUGCCAAAUCCCAGCAAAAAAAACCAGAGCCAAUUUCUGUCAAGGAAGCUGAUCAAGUAUCCAAAAAUGCCGCAAAAGCUGAGUCUUCGGUCAGUGACAAUGAAGAACUGAGUUCCGAAGAAGAGAGCGAUGAUGAUAGUACUAGCUCUGAGAGUGAAUCUCUGGAUGAAGAGGAUGAUAAGACCAAUGACACUGCCAGUAAACCUGGUCCAAAAUUACCAGCUAAUAAAUCUGCAAACAAGCCUGCUCCAAAAUUUCCAGCCAAGAAAGUUACGAAUACUAAGAAACCUGUAAAGGAGCCAGAAGUUCACAUCAAACAGGAAUUCACCGAAAGAGAGUUACCAUCAAGCAGUCAAUCAAGCACCAGUGAGACCAGCAAAGAAAGCACCUACAGCUCCAGUGGUUCAAGUGAUUCUGGUUCACAAAGUGACAAAGCAAAGCUUGAACUGGCAGCCAAUAAGCCUGCUGCAAAGAAAACGCAGGUGAAAUCAGAACAUAAAGAAACUAAAAUCAAGGCAGUGGAAGCUACAAAGAAAGCUGAACCUACUAAAGCGACCAAGGCUACUAAAGCUGAGAUCAAGAAGAUGGAGGCUGAGAAAGCUGAGCCUGCUAAAGCUACCAAAUCCGAGCCUGUGAAAGAUCUAGUAAAAAAAAAUGCUGCAGCUGAAGCGAACAAACCCGUUAAACAGAAGAAGCAGGUAAAGUCAUCGCAAAAUAAAGAAAUGAAAGCUUUUACGGUACCAAUCACUAUCAAUGAUGUUCCAAAAUUCACAAAGAACACCCGUCCAGUGGAGGUUCUUAACAAGUUCUUGAAGACUCUUGUUAUUGAACCAGUUUCUGGCGAACCAUUAGGGGCCCCUGCUCGUUGCAAAGACUGCGCCAUUCGAAAACGUCGUUGUUCUCGUCACUUGCCAAAAUGUUUGUUUUGCUUUGCCGCUCGUGACGGAAGAAAAUGUGAAUACGAUAUCCCAGAAGAGUAUAAGAAAUUUAUUGAACAAGGGAAACCAACAAUGGAAAAUGCCCCUGAAACUGCGAGACUGAGCACCGUUAUGGAAAAAGAAGUGAACCCCUCCUCCGCUAAACUGAAUGAGGCUACCAAAUCUCAGAAAGAAAAAACAGGCCAAGAUGUUCCUGCAGAUGUUAAGAAAGUUGAUAGUAGUGACGCUAAAGCUUCUGGUGAAUCCAAACUUAGUGAUUCAGAAUCCAAUAAAGUUGCAUCUCAAAAACCACAGGAUGAUCGCGCAGUAAAAAAAGCAACUCUUGACUCUAGAAUCACUACAAAGCAGAAAACAAAACCUGCAGUGACUUCCAAAGAGAAACCAACUGCCACUUCAAAAGAGAAACCAACUGACGAGAAAGUAAGUGAUGCUAAAACUGAGACCAAUGAUAGAGAUACCUUAAUAUUACCUACUGAAGAUGGUAAUAUCAAUGUUGGUAAUGUCGAAGUUUCUGUGAAAGACGAAGAUUACGUUUUCAAUCUUGUUCGUAAACCUAAGAAAGCUGCGGUUGAUCCGGCUGAAAAAGAGUUGAAAGAAUUUAUGGAACGUAAUAAUCUUCAAUUUGGGCAACGGGUUUCCAAGGAAGAAAUCAAAGGGAUGUUCCGUAACAAUAUGAGGAUUCCUGCUAGUUUGCGUCAAAAUCGUAAACCACUAGUGAGCAGAAUUGAAAAAGAUCGUGGGGCUAACACUGUUACCGGUAAGCGUGCCGCGGCUCAAAGAGCCACCCAAAAGAUUGCUGGUUUGUGGAAUAAGAAUGGCACGAAAGAAGGUAAUGGCACAGUUACUUUGGCCAAUGGUACCAGUCAAAAAAUAACAUUGGAGAGUGAUGAAGAGAGUGAUGUGGAUAUGCCACCAACAAAUGUCAGGUUGAAAGAGUCUGUUAUUGGGUCUCGUGAAGUCACUCCACAAGCUGAAGUUAUCCAACAAGCUGAAGCUAAGGAAGAAAGUGAGAGUAGUAGUGGUAGCGACAGUGAUAGUGAUAGUGAUAGUGGAAGUGAUAGUGAUAGUGAUAGCGGAAGUGAAAGCGAAAGUGGUAGUGGCUCUAUCCCAGAUGUUUCCAAGGUGCAAAUAAAAGCAUCACAAGAUGUCAAAGUGAAGAAGUACGGAAACCAACCGACAACAAAGCCUGUGGCUUCCAAUCCAAAAAAGACUUCUGCCGCCACAACUGCUAGUCCAAAAUCUGAAAGUGGUAAUAAAUUCUCUAGACUCCGUGAAAAUUUGGCGAAUAUUCGUAAAGGUGACGAUGAUACUGCCGUUACUGCCGUUACAAAGCCAAACGGGAAAAAACCAGCUGAGAAAAAACCAAUUGAGGUGAAAAAGAAUGAGGAUAUCAAAAUGAAGGGAGCUGAUGGUGAUAAGAAAGUUUCUCCACCGUUGGGAAAAACGGGCGAGACAGAAAAGACUAUUACAAACCAACCUAAGGUGAGUAAAUCUCAACCUGAAGCUGUGAAAUCCUUCUCUGCCGCGAAGCCAAUGGAGGUAGACGAAAAAACCGAUGUCUCGAGUGAGUCUUCCGAUGGCGAAUCCUCAAGCGAAGAGAGCUCUAGCUCCGAUGGUUCUGAUAGCAAUGAUAGUAGUGAUAGCGACUCGGAAGACGAAUCACCAAAGCCUCAGAAACCAUUGGCAACCUCAACCCAAGCUUUAGAACCUUUUGCAACCUCGACCCAGGUGCCUGAAGUUUCUAAUAAUGAUGAUGAUGAUGAUGAUGAAAAGGAACCAGCCACCACAAAACUUCAAAAUAUAAAGAAGCAGGAAAAUGCUUUGAAACCAGUUACUGAUCCAGUGACGUCUUCAUCGUUGUCUUCUUCUUCUUCUACUGCUGAUCGUCUGUCCUUUAUGGCUCAUAAGUUCACCAGUUUGGAUAAACCGAUCCCACGUCUUAGCAAUGUCAGUAGCCGUAGAUUGACAUCACUCCUGACCCUUAAAACAAGAGGAGUUCCUGCGGUGAGAGAAAACUCUAGAGAAACAGAAACCACUGUGCUCAAUUCUACUACUAAACCAAAGGCAAAGUUAUCAUUUUUCCCAAGUACACCAAAAGAUGGUGAAGAUUCGGAUGAAAGUAGUAGCAGCAGUAGUAGUAGUAGUGGUAGUGAUUCUGAUUCCGAUAGCGAUAGAGGCAGUGGAAGUGAUAGUGAUAGUGAUAGUAGUGAUAGUGAUAGUGAUAGUGAUAGUGAUAGUGAUAGUGAUAGUGAUAGUGAUAAGGAAGAAGAUAAAAGACCGGUGGGGAAAAAGAAAAGCUCGUUCAUCAAUACCAAGGCGGCCUCGGCCUACAAAGUCAAUACUAAAAAGAAGGGCAGAAAGUCUGGAGGGUUCUUUGAUUUGUAUUGA